AUCCGAUGAUCAAACUGUUGCUGGGACCUUCCGCAGCUGGAGCUCUCUGUAAAUCUAAGCCUCCUUCAUCUGUGCGAGUCUGGAAAUCAGAAUGAAGCGAAGCCUCAACUACAGCUCAUCAGACAGCGAGCUGGACGACAACGUGGAAGUGGAGAAGGAUAGUGGAGACGAAAAUGGUCAAGCUGACUCUCCAGGAUCCAUGUCACCCACCACCACCACGCAAGUUCAAGCAAGGAAAAGGCGCAGAGGGAUCAUAGAGAAAAGAAGACGUGACCGAAUCAAUAAUAGCCUGUCGGAGCUUAGAAGACUGGUGCCAAGUGCUUUUGAGAAGCAGGGAUCAGCUAAAUUGGAAAAAGCUGAAAUUUUGCAAAUGACAGUGGACCAUCUGAAGAUGCUCCAUGCAUCUGGAGGGAAAGGCUACUUUGAGGCUCACGCUCUUGCUAAGGAUUACCGCAGCUUGGGCUUCAGGGAGUGCCUGGCAGAGACGGCCCGUUACCUGAGCAUUGUCGAGGGCCGGGAUAGUGCAGACUCCCUGCGGGUGCGGUUGGUGUCCCACCUCAGCAACUGCGCCUCUCAGAGGGAGGUGCACACUGGACUGGAACAUUUGGCCUGGGGCUCGGCCUAUGGGACAGCCCCUUCAACUCUCCCCCACCAUCUUCUUCUACAGCACCCUCACGGCAGAACACCAGCACCCAGAACAAAUAGCAGCCCACUCUCUUCUUGCUCCUCAUCGUCCUCUUCUUCAUCCUCUUCAUCCAGCGAGGUUUCCAGAACAUCCAGGCUCGGCAUGCUGUCCCAAACAGAGUCUCUCAGUGUGCCUCCUAAUGGCUCCCUACCCCUCAGUCUACCUGUGCCAACAUCUAAGCUCUCCGCACCUCUCAUCUCAUCUCUCUCUUCGCUUUCCACAUUCCCUCUUUCUUUUGGGGCCUUUCCUCUCAUCUCCCCAACGGCCGUCAGUACAAUGAGUCCCUCCUCCACCAUGUCAAAGCCUUACAGGCCUUGGGGCAUGGAGAUUGGGGCAUUCUGACGCUGACCACUGGACUGAAGGCAACUGCUGAGCUGUGCCCACCACCACUGGAAAUGAAUCAAAAAUGAUUCUAUUUCACUUAGAAAUAAGUUUGAGAAGUUGCAGGUGGAUUUAAUGCCCUCUUAGAAUUUCAUUUACUUAAAAGGUGAAUUUGUUAUACUGUUAAUUGAAUUAAAAGCCUAAUUUAGGUAGCCUGUACUGCCUCCAGGUUGAGGAAUGCUAUAAAAAUAUGAAUGAGCCAUGAAUAGAUUCACUGUAGAAGAAAUUUAGAGACAAAAUACAAAAAUUGUGUAAACUGGUGACCACCAUGGCUGGACUUAAAAGGGAUAUGGGCCUCUGAGCUAGAUGAAGUUUUUUGCCCACUGAAGUUUUUUUUACAUAUGCAAGUUAUGAGUAAAUAUCAGCAAAACUGUUUUGUCCAAAACUCUAGGUAAAAAAAACACCUAAAGUUUCUUCUAAAUACAGCCAUUGAUUACAAGGCAUUGUAACCCAGUCACUGAAAUACACCAAAAGCAAAAAGGUCUGGAGCUUGUGCUUAAAGCUUGCUGUUGUUACAUCUGAGGUUGGCUAAAUUAAAAAUCCUUCACUAUUCAUUCAAUAGUUGUAUAUUGAUUAUAAACAUGGAAAUCUCCUUUUAAAAAUUUACAAAAAAUUGUGGGUGACCAAAACCUCAGGGCACCAAACUAGUUGGCCCUGGUUAGAAUCUGGCCCAGUUUACUACAGAUUUCUACAUUUUAAAAGUAGAGUUGUUUAAUUUGUACUGUUUUUUUAGCAAUAUUGCAGCUAUGUACAAAUAAAAUUGUUUUAUGGAUUAAAGUUAGAAAAUAAAUGUCUUGAAAUACAUAAAAAUGCUUUUAUGUAUCUGUUAUAAUUUUUUUACCAAUAAAGUGGGUCCAAAACA
Girardinichthys multiradiatus is the source of this 1928-nucleotide messenger RNA. Its product is annotated as hairy/enhancer-of-split related with YRPW motif protein 1-like. Gene Ontology annotation, biological process: Notch signaling pathway; regulation of transcription by RNA polymerase II; regulation of neurogenesis. Gene Ontology annotation, molecular function: DNA-binding transcription factor activity, RNA polymerase II-specific; RNA polymerase II cis-regulatory region sequence-specific DNA binding; protein dimerization activity. Gene Ontology annotation, cellular component: nucleus. The coding region runs from base 92 to 1027 and encodes 311 amino acids. The record is from RefSeq and is a predicted model, not a curated record. Lineage: Eukaryota; Metazoa; Chordata; Actinopteri; Cyprinodontiformes; Goodeidae. The transcript is spliced from 5 exons.